CGGCUGAGCAGAAAAAAUAUAUUUGUUUCGGAGAUCUAAGCAACAAUGGAUUCAACACAUAUUGUAGCAUAUUUCAUCUUCAUCCUCGUUUCGCGACGUGUUUGCAUAGUGUUUUCGGGGGCGUGCCCGACUCAUUUUGUCUUUAUUUCAUCACGAUGCUAUUACGUAAGCAGCAUGGCCGUCGAAGGGUUCGAGGCCUACACGUUAUGUAAUGGUCUUUAUUCCGGGGCAACGCUGGCCGUUUUUCAGACGGAUGCUGAGAAAAAGAACGUAGCAGCGGGUUUGAGCUUAACGAAUGGAACACGUUAUCUGAUUGGCCCACAUCCUGCAUGUGAAAGCGGCUGCUAUACGAUUCGACCAAUGGCAACCCUGGAAACACCACUCAUCGGGCUAAUCUCAUGUGAAACCUUUCUUCAGUUUAUCUGUGAAGCACCUAUCAUCUAUGACGUUCCUGAUGACGUGACCAUUUUCACAACAACCAGCGACUCCACAUCCAUCACUGCACAAUGGUCCUACUCUUCUUCAUCCACAUCCUACACGGGUUUCAGAGUAACUGCGACGCCCUCUACGGGUGCCCAACAAUCUACCGUGAAUGUUAAUUCUUCCGAGUUAUCCGCAACGUUGAGCGACCUUUAUUCCGGGACGGUGUACAAUGUGACUGUUUAUGUUCUUAAUGAAGAUCAGAUUAGCACAGGAGUGUCAAUGGAUUCAUUCACAUAUCCCGGAUAUGUGCCCUGCCUCUUGGCGACCAAUGUCGGAAAGGAUAUAACGAUAUCGUGGUCAAGUGCCGCUGGCGAGGUCCAUGGUUACCGCGUCUGGGCUUACGUCACAGAGAAGACCCAGGAGGACCAAGAGACAGGUGACCCGACCACCCUAUCGCAUACCUUUACCGGAAAGGACAAGAAGACCUAUGCCAUUGACAUCUACAGUUACGUCUGGGUCAACGGUGUACAGUACUGGAGCUUUCCCAUAGAAGUAGAUUUUUAUCUAGAUAAGAAUGAACAAAACGAAGUGAACGAAGGGUCGUAUCCGUGUACGGCUGUAACUCCUGCACCGAUCACAACGACUUCCUCGCCUGCCACAAACACGACGACAUACUGCCCAGUUGUAGAUAUCUACACUACAACUUUGCCAACAACAACUGGUGCCCCGUCAACUCUGCAAACUACAAGAGAAGUAACAACAACGAUGACUACCACUUAUCCUACGACUACAGCCUUUCAUACAACAGCAAACCCAACAUCAACCGCAGUGAUGACUACCUCCCCUACAACAGUUGCUCAAACAACUACAAAACCAGCAACGACCUUACUCGUUACCACAGACCUUACAACUCUACAGACGACCCAUCCUCCCCUAACUACCCCUAAAACUACUAGUGUCUCUACAACAGAUAUGCAGACAACCACAAAUCCUACGACAAGUACACCUCCUACAACGACUUUUCACAGUUCGACUGACCCUACAACAUACCCUUCAACAACCCUUCAGACAACAACUAAUCCUACGACGAGCAUUCCGACAACGCUUGGAUUUACCACAACGGUUGAGACAUCACAUGCCCUUACCUCAGCUCCACAGACUUCUUCUGACAGUUCUGAUCCCCAAACAGCCACUCAAUCAAGCGCAGCGCCCUCUACAGUAGAAACUAUGACACCAUUAGUGGAAACUGGCAUCUUCACUGACAUCUUGGAGUCUACGCAAGAAACAUCAUCCACCGAAACAAACGUCAAUACAUGCAACUCAUCUGAAGGGGUUUUGAAUUCGGAAGAUUAUAUUGCUCUUAUACCUAACGAAAAGGCAAACUUCACUCAGGGUGUGAUCUCCGAUUUGAUUUACUUCAUGAACGAGACCCGGGACGAGGAGACAGUCUACUCUUACAUGGAGACGGUCUGGCCUUCCCUGUUUGGUCCAAAUUGCCAGCCCAUCGCACCAAUCAGGUCCAGGUCUACUCCUUUCAUGAUCGAAGUAAUGGGCGCCACCUUAAUGGAGCAUCUUCUCAACGUUACGAACGAGACUCUAAAUCUUGCGUUCUACGAUGUCGGCAUUGUCAAAGAAUUUCGAAUGAUUGUCAACCUUGCUGUUAAUGACAGUGACGUCAACAUGAUGUUUGGCGAAAUAAGUGAUACCUUUGUGGAGAUUCCUACGGCUGCCCUAAGAAAUGGCGAUUGCUGUAAAGCUUUGAUGUUCAUCCUAUACAAUGAACCACCGUUAGAUGAGAGGAAAGAUCAGUGUGCGGACCUGUAA
Messenger RNA from Lytechinus variegatus (green sea urchin), 2247 nucleotides. RefSeq names its product mucin-5AC-like. The transcript is spliced from 11 exons. Lineage: Eukaryota; Metazoa; Echinodermata; Echinoidea; Temnopleuroida; Toxopneustidae. Gene Ontology annotation, molecular function: protein binding. Bases 46 to 2247 code for a protein of 733 amino acids. The record is from RefSeq and is a predicted model, not a curated record.